AUGGGUCUAAAGUAUCGCACGUAUCUUGAUGGAACGCUCAUUUAUGGAUGUGCCAAAUGCAAAACCCACCUAACUACUGGGGAUGCGAUCGAGUCCAGGCAAUUUCAAGGUCAACAUGGUCAAGCCUACCUCUUUAACUACGUGGUCAAUGUUUUACAAGGUGCGACUGAGGAUCGAAACAUGACGACUGGAAUGCACAGUGUCAGGGACAUUUCCUGUGAGAAAUGCAUGACCACUCUAGGAUGGACCUAUGUUAAAGCAUACAACGAGGAGAAUAAGUACAAGGAAGGAAAGUUCAUUCUAGAGAAACGACUAUUGAUUGAUGUGAAAUGA
This is a messenger RNA of Lichtheimia ornata, 333 nucleotides long. RefSeq lists its product as uncharacterized. The coding region runs from base 1 to 333 and encodes 110 amino acids. Lineage: Eukaryota; Fungi; Mucoromycota; Mucoromycetes; Mucorales; Lichtheimiaceae. Gene Ontology annotation, cellular component: ubiquitin ligase complex. The transcript is spliced from 4 exons. The record is from RefSeq and is a predicted model, not a curated record.